Pocillopora meandrina is the source of this 32282-nucleotide messenger RNA. The record is from the annotation of a GenBank genome assembly. Lineage: Eukaryota; Metazoa; Cnidaria; Anthozoa; Scleractinia; Pocilloporidae.
AUGUUCCCUCGGCGAAGAAACGGAAAUGCAUGCGGCCAUUUACUUUGUUUGACUGUUUGCUUCAUUUUUCAGUUCCGUGCAAAGGAUAAUGUAUUGUCAUAUGUCUCGAUGUGGUCGCCAACUAGUUCAGAUUUUAAGACUAAUAGACUCACUGCUGAAGAGAAAGAAAAGUUCUUAGACGAGCAUAACAAAUUUCGCGGAAUGGUGAAACCAACUUCGGCCGACAUGGAGUUUAUGGUAAGUGAUAGAGAUAACAUGACAGUAAAGAUUUUAGGGCCAAAUUAAAAUCUUUGCGCUUUCAGGUUUUAACAAGUAAAACACUGAGACGAAAAGCUAUCUGCCUUCGCACUCACGCCUAAAUCUUAGUCUUAGAUCCUUUCCUGUAAACAAACAAGCCAGUUAUCUUCCUCAUUUUGAGAAAGCAGACAUGGGACGACUCAGUAUACCUUUGGGCCAGAAAGCAAGCUAUUGUUAAAGGGUAAUGAUAUAAACAAAUAAAUUGCGCACCGGUGUGUCACUACCAUCACCAACCUGAACUAUAUCAAUAGAUUCUUCAACUUAAAGUAUAGUUUUGACUACGCGAAUAAAGUUGUAGUGAUGACACAAAUUUGAGCACUCGAAAAUAUGUAUAAAGAGCGAAAUGAAAAAAAGAAAAAAGAAAAAAGGGAAACGCAGUUUAGUAAGGCGAAGCGACUCAAGGUCAAGUACUUAGCUCAUAGUUUUCAUAAAAGCAACUUUAAACAGAUUUCCUUUAAAAAAAAAAAAAAAAAAAAAAAAAAAAGAUAACAUAUAUAUGUGAGACUCGGGUUCUGUCAGCGCAAAGGCUUGAAGAAGAAACCCAAGGGUAGAGCAUCUUAGGUUGAACGCCAAUCAAAGUCAGCUUGAGCCCCGUCAUCUCGGAACGUUCACCAUUUAUCAUCUCUGAUAGAACAGAAAUAAAGAAUCCGUUUUGACCAAUGUAAAUUGAAAGGUAAAAGGCUUUCCUUUGUGAAUUACGAACGUCCUUUCCCCUGUGUCUUCAAUUCUGGAAAGAUUGUUUUUGUUUCGCAAUUUUAAUUGGCUGUGGUCAAAGCAAAUUUUGAUCUAGCUGGUAGUAUUUGAUGGACAUAAGGUAUAAAGCCAGUCUGACCAGAACCAGUUCUGUCUGCAAACAGAACAAUGAGCCUUUUCGUGAGAAGCGCAGUCCGACCCUCGAUUCACAGGUUCACGCACUAACAGUCAGGAUGUCGGACUUGGGGUAAGACAGAGAUGGAAAAUAUUUACAAGUGGAAGACACCACACGUAGGAAUAGCUGGUGAUAAUGAUAAAAUCAGAAAAGCUUUUGGGUGAUAAAACUAUCCAUACAAUAUGAUUUGACUGAUAACACAAACUUUUUAAUGACAGGAGUGGGACGACAAUUUGGCCAAUAUGGCUCAAAUGUGGGCGGACAAGUGCAUUUGGGAACACGGGUUUCUGACGUUCGGUAGCCAAUAUCCAUACAGCGUGCCUUUCAAGGGCCAAAUAGGUAAAUUUAUUUCGUACAAUUGUGUACAUUUCGAGGAAGAACUCUUGGUAAAUACACCUUGUACAAUUUGUAAUAAGUCAAGUUCUACGCCGGUAUACGUUCAGGUAUGAAAUUUAUCUGCGACGUAAACCUAAAAACGGGAAAGGAAUUUAAAACUCUCCAAUUAAAACCGAUCAACAUAAAUUGAAUAACUACAAAAGAAAACCAAGACGUUGUGGGGUGGUCACUUCGUUCACAUUAUGAUCUUGAAACUCAAAAUUUCGAAUUGUUGUGAUUUUGUUCGCAGGUCAAAAUCUUGCCCAAGAGUAUGGCAGGCUUUCGAGCCCAGAGGACCGCGUGAAGAGAUGGUACGAAGAAUAUCAAUACUACACAUUUAGCAAGUACACAAGCCCGAUGGGAGCUUCUUGUAAAAAGACACCUUGUGGACAUUACACACAGGUAUUUAAAGCUGCUGCGCAUAUGUAGCUAGUUCACUGGGCAAUUAAAAAGUGUAAAGAAAACGGAAGGCUCCAGUCGACAGUAAAGCGAAGUCAAAAUCUAUCUUUGCUCAAUACUUUGUGCGAUGCAAUCGUUCAAUAAUGAAAAAGUAUGACAUUCUAAAUUAUGAAAAUAAUUAUAAUUAUUGUAAUUAUUAUAAUUAUAUUAUAUUAUUAUUAUUAUAUUAUAUUAUUCUUAUAUUAUAAUAAUUAUUAUAUUAUACUAGAAUUAUUAUUAUGAUUAUUAUUUAUUAUUAUUACAAGCUAAGACAUUUUAAAAAGGUACAAGCUUAAAAAAAGUGAUAUUAAUUUUUCUUAUCAGAUUAUGUGGGCUAAAGCUAUAUACCUUGGAUGUGGAGUAAAUUUCUGUUCAAACUUCAAUGGAGGUAACGGAGGAACAAUAGUGGUGUGCAACUACAACACGUAAGUACAAACCCUUUAUUUUAAUUCUAUACAUAUGUUAGCAUAUGAAGAUUCAUUGUUUUAUUCUUUCCAGGCGAUUGUCAAGCUGUGGUCCAGCUUUAGAGCUUUGGACUCAAGCUAAUAUAAAUUUUUGAUUUUUACUUGAACUUUAGGGGUAACAUUGUAGGUCAAUACCCAUACAAGACUGGGACCCCCUGCACCAAAUGCGCGUCAGGCAAAGGAUGGUGCUACAACAACCUGUGUCGUGAGUAAAUAGAAACCAAUUGAAAUAAACAAAACAUUUUUUUUUCGGCCCAGUACCGUAAGGUGAAAAUGCAAACACGAUAGCAAGACAGCAGCAGGACAAGAAGCAUAAGAAACCAUAAGAUCUACGUAUGAACGCAGAUGUAGGAUUGGACAGCGUAUUCUGUCGGCAGCAUCGAGGCGUUCUUAUCUGCUGCUGCUUCAAUGACUUGCACGAUGGCGAGCGCGCAAUGAGUUGCCUACAGCUUGAAGACUUUUCAAUUUCAUUUCCUUCCCCUCUUUGUCAAGUAGAUAAUUUUUUCCCUAUUUUUCAGCCUUUUCAAAUCAAAAAGUUAAAGCUCUAACUGGGUGCGAUUCGCUCGCUCUUUAGUGGCUCCACAUCACCGACCACCGCAGUCAUUUGGCGUUGUUUCAGUCGGUAAUACGAUCGAAAACUGAUUGCAGUAUGAACAGUACUAACCAUACAUUGGGGUGCUGCGAGUUAUUGAAUAAUUUUGUUGCUGUAACCUUAAUAAUGGUGUGUUUAACCUCUUAGUUCCCAUGAGUGACUGAGACAGAAUUGCUCCUUAAAACAUCAAUACAACAUCAAUCAGAAAAGUGACGAGAAUGAAUUAAAAUACCAGUUUAGUUAUUGGACUAUCAGUUUAUCCAAUAGCAAAUUCUCCGUAUGGAGGAAGAUAAGAAAGAUUACCAAUCAGAUCUUGAGAUCUUACAAACCGUCAGACUGACGAUUCAAUGGCGAGAGAAAGACGCAUUUCUCUACCUUAAAAUAAGAAAUAGUCUUUGUGAAACUUUAUACACUGAAUCUGACGCAAAAAAAGUUAAUUUUAGGAAAUUGUUCUGACUUCGACAAACACUGCGGCAGCUCUUUGACGACAACAAUGUGCUCUUCACACCCAGAGUUAAUGGAGAAGAAUUGUCCUAAACUAUGCAACAUGUGUAGUAAGUAUGAAUUGAGAGCAAUCAAUAAUCUGUCAUUUUGUCUUGCCCACAGUUUUCAAGUACAAAUAAAACUAAAGAAUAAAGGUUUGAAAGUCCGUCAGCUCAAGAGAACUUAGGAAUUUUUCUAAAAUUCGUUGCUCAUUGUAGUCACUAACUCAGUGUAGUGUACUAACUACAGGUAGGAUUAGAAGCCUCAUUUUUGCUUUUCUCCGGUAUGUAAGGUGUAUGUCAUGAAUUCACCAAUCUUUUUAUCCAUUUCUCUUCAGAGUGUCCCUUAAAAUGUCAAAACGGAGGGACAGUAAACAAACAGGACUGCGUUUGUUCUUGCCCCUCCGGGUGGAGGGGUAUGGACUGUUCAGGUAGGCCACUGGAAGUUACUUGCAAGGGAACGAUCUUCACCUUAAGAGGUCUGAGUUCCAGCCUUGAUCGAGUCAUUGUGCUGUUAUCUCCAGCAAGGCACUUUUCUGUUAGUCUCACUCUCCAACUAUGAGUAUAAAUGAGUUACGGGAGGUCAUCUGGAAAACUGACGUAAUGCCGUGGAAUAAUCCAAGGAGGAUUGGGAUCCAAUUCGGUGGGAGAAGUUUUACCCCAAGGAUCCUCAUGACAAGUAUUAAAACAUGGGCCACUUUUAUCAUGUGUAGACUUCACCUCUACUUUAUGACAUAUUAUCGUCUAUUCCAAUCCUUUUUCUAGACAAGGCAUGUGAACCUGGCUUUUAUGGAGAAAAUUGCGAAAGUAAGUCAGCGAAAUGCUUUUUUUAUUCCAUGGAACCUACAACUUGUUCAUUCCAGGCUUAUGCCUUAUAACAAUUUCCUUAACUUGACUUAACCAACUUUCAUUGAAUUUUACUUCGUAUCAGUGUGCACUGAGUAACUAAGCUCUCCAUGAAAUCGUUUCAGAUCGUUGUUACGACAAGGUUGGGACAGAAACCUGCCAAUAUCGACUGAAAGUUGGUCACAAAUGUUCAUCGAAAUACAUGGAGAUAGAUUGUGCUUUAACAUGCGGAUAUUGCGGUGAGGAAUCUGUGGUGACUUAAAGUUGUCCAGCCGGAAUUAUCUAGCCGUUAAUCAAAACUAUAACAAAAUUCUCGAACAUGAUUGGUUAUCACCAGCCCGAUUUAAGCGCUAUUAGGACAGUGUACACGUCAUGCUUGUAAUUGGACGGUGUAAUAGAACAGUUAAAGGGAAAGUCAAGGAGGCUCCAUAGGGUUUUUUGCUCAAUGCUGACGCGCGCGCCAGCGUAUUGUUUUUCUGGAAAUUUUUCAUGUUUUCGCUUUUCUAGUUCACUAAAAGCCAUCAAAAGGUCAAUGAGCAAGGUUCGAACUAUCGUUUGCAAAUAAAGUAAAUAUUAUCAAAAUGAUUUUUGUUACUGAGCUAAGGUUCCACGAAGGGAGGCGCUCGCCAGUGAUAAUUUGGCUUUGCCUUUGAUUUUCUUCAAUUUGCUUCAAUGAAAUCUCUCAAAAUGUUCACAAUUUGUGAAAUUUGUCCUGCCGAUCAUUUAAAAGCCGAAAAGGGUUACAUGGGCAGUUUGCACGCUAUUUGCAAUUUUGUGUUUUCAUCCUCUAUCUCAAAUUUGGUCUUAUGAAUUUUUUUUUAUUAACAGACACUAGGAAGGGCACACAUAUGUUUAACAGUCCAGUAAAUCUUAGGAAAUCUACCAAAAGAAACACGAUAAAUCUUGUUCGAAGAUCUCUAUUUUCUUUGUUCCAUAACAUUACGUAAUGGAAUAGAACUUCGCCAAGAUCUAUGUCUGAGCAUGCGUAAACUUUCGAAUCUGUCGCGUCAUAUGUCGCCUUUUGGUAAUCUUUUGCACGGUGUUUUCUUUUCGGUUAGCCUCUUUUUCAGGCCUAGAAGGCCUAUGAAUAUUACGGGUGCACCUGCUGGAAAGCUUAGAUUCCAUCACAUAAAAACUGUAUUGUGUUAAACUGUUUUUAACACGCCUUUUCAGAUAACAAUUGAGCAAUCGUAUCGAGCCGCCAUGUUUUGUUUUGCAUGUUGUCACUUUUAAAGCUCGCGUUAUGUUCAUACCCGGAUCUCGUGCGGUCAAAAAACCCUGUCCACUUACACAGGCAUGUGUAAGUGGACAGAAAGCGUCAUAUGCGCGCUGUUGUCUCUUUUUUUUGUGAAAACGUAUAAUCGAUGUCUAGUUUCUUUCUCAAAUUCUGUCAUGGUUUUGAUUUAUUGAUAACAGGACUUCGUGUCGUCCAAGCCUGUCUGUAAUCUGUCUGUAAUCACACUCGUGAUUAACAGAUUUUGUUAAUCACUUGUAUGAUUACCGACUGAAUUGGACUUCACUCGGUCCUAUUGCCAUUAUUAAUCAAGUCAAAACCCUACACUACUUGACUUGAUACCCCACAACGGGUAUGGAAUAAAUUAUUUAAAAAUUUAACUCAUACCCCUGAGGGAUUUUUGACUAACAUCAUUAUUGUCUGCAUUAAAUGUGUCUAUUACCUGUUUAACAAAGCUUUAAUUAACUGUGUUUAAAACUUUUUACGUCUUCCUUCUUUGAAAGAAAUAAUAGUACUGCAUAUCUCGCGCUUUAAUUGCAGCUUAAAAUUAAGGCACAAACUAUACGUUGGCCAUGUGCAAAAGCUACAUCGGCUUGCCCCUGAAAUUGUUGAUUUAAAUCAAAUAAUGUAUGACUAUGUGUAAAAGCAAGAGGCAAAAAUAUUAAAAAAAGAACAGAAGUCUACAAUAGAAUUUAUAUUUUACUAAGUAAGAACCGUGCGCGCUGAAGACGCCAUUAAGAAACUAGCGGAUUACUACACAGUGGAAACCUUCUCGUACGACUCUCGGCUAUGUGUCGGGAAUGUAAGGUGUAUAAGGCUCAAAAAAAGGUGACCAAUUACUACACAGCGAAAACCUUCUCGUAAGACUCUCGGCUACGUGUAGUUUGCUUCGGACAAUUUUACUGUGUUACUGAACAAAUCCUCUUGUUCCUGUUUGACAAAGUUAUUGUUCUCGUAUCCAGUCCUUGCAGGUGGCCAAAAUCAAAUUACCGCAACGGUAGCUUCUGUAACAGCUUUGCCAACAACACCUCAACCAGGAUCAGUAACAUCCCACCCAGUAGGUAUGUGUACCCCACGCAAACAUUUUGGUGUGGAGUACAUGGAUAGUGGGCCCAUAGUAAAGGUGUGCCGCUGUUCAAGGUGUAUGAUGUUCAAUUUUCUCGAAAGUGGCGGAGAACAAAACACCGGGUUUAAGAUACAAAAAGCGCGGGAAAGAAACUUACAAAAGUGAAUGUAUGCGAUUCGAUAGAUUAUUUCCCUCUCUUGUUGUUUAUUUACAGUUUCUGCUACCACUCCAAGUUCAGUAACAGUUCCACCCACAUCCAAGCCUCAAGGUAUGCCUGGAAAAAGACCCUAAACUAUUUGGUUGUGUACAAUUAUUCUAAUCAGCUACAGCCGGCUGCACGCAAUCAUUAACAACUGUCAAGACAGAAUUGAUUUCCCUAGCACACGUUUUAUAACAAUUUGGUCCACAACCGUUUCUAAAAAUAUGUAGUUGACCUCAAUGCACCUCUUCGACCGAAUAAGAAUAAAGAGACAGUGACCACAAUUGUCCUUUUUGUUUGGAUUGAGCCGGCUCAAUUUGUUCCAUGGUCUGUCAUUAAGAAUAGAUGUCACAGCUUUCAAUUCUCUCUAGAAAUUCAAUUUGCAUUUGUAGAUUUUUUUUCUUCCUUUUCUCGUUUCACUGACGAUGCUAUAUUCUAAAUUUCUAGCGCUGAAGCCUUAAAAUCAAAAUAACGAUGGCCUCUAUCAACAGUUACAAAGUUAUAAAAGUCAAACAAAAAGGGUGCUUCUUAUGGUCUCGAUACAUUGUCAUAACUGUUUUCUUUUAAACAUUCUUAUUGAACUUAGCUUCAUGACAUCAUCAGAGCCUCUUUAAAAAUUAUAUUUUGUACCUAUUAUUUCUCUAAUAUCAGCCUAAUAUUACAAAUGCUCCUUAAUUUUGGCGCGAAAUUUCAGCGCUAAUUCAUAAUUUCAGGAGGCUCAGAAAUUUUUAAACUUUUGACAAAAACACGCGUAUAGUUGUCACCAAUUUAUUAUACAUUCCUAUUUAACAAAUUUUAAUUUUGAUCACAUAUUUACGAAGUGUGUACAACCGACCAAAAUUCUGGAUGUGAGAGAUGGGCAGCUGUUGGCGAGUGUGAAAAGAACCCGCUGUGGAUGAUAACGAAUUGUUUCAUAAGCUGCAAGCACCAUCAGGCACCAAAAGGUAGAUGAACGCAUGUGAUACUAAAUCAUAUCAAAAACAUUCGGAUUUCCCUUAAGCGAUUUCCUAGAACGGGCUGACUCUUAUGAAGGUAAGAGAAAAAAAACUAAGGCUCGAAUGCGCAUCAUCUAGCUAAUAGCAAGUUAAGGAAGCUUAACAAUCAAUAAAACUAUGAAACAUUACACCUGAACUUCGAUGGAUAGGGGAAUAGAAAUAUCAUUAUCAUGAAGAAGAAGAUAAUUCUAACAAUAAUAAUGAUAAUAACAAUAAUGACAGUAGUGAUAAUAUCAAUACUAAUAAUAAUUAUAAAAUAAUAGUAACAAAGAUGCUAAUUACCAUAAUAGUAAUAAUGAUGAUAAUAAUGAUAAUGAUGAUGAUGGCAUAGACGUUGACACAAUCAAUAGUACUGUUGAGAACUGACAAAAAAACAGUUAUUUUGCUCAGGAAGAAAGCAUGGUGACACUGUGACACAAAAGUGAAAUAACAGUUUGCUCAGCAGACUGUUCCGAUGCAAACCCAAGCUGCCCAAGGUGGGCUUACGCUGGAGAAUGUGAAAACAACAGAGUAUGGAUGCUUAAAAACUGCAGAAAAAGUUGCAAUCAAUGCGGAGGUGAGUUGGCUGAGGCGAGGGUCUAAGAGAGCUGCCCCGAAGAGAAAGGAACUAAAAAGUUACAGGAGACGGGGUUGUAGAGCAUGACCGGCUAGGAGUAGACAGGAUUGCGGAAAUUAAACUGGAUAUGAAUUUAGUUCCUGGUAACAAGUGGCGAUACCGACUGCAGCGUCACCUUCUUAGUUUUAUUGAGAAAAUUCUAAUAAAUUCAGCACCACUAAAUUCCAGAGCCCCUUAAGAGGUGGAGCCAUUCGUGGAAACUCAUAAUUAUAUUUAAAGAUUAAUUACUCGUUAGGUAGUUUAAUUUUUCUGCAAGAUUAAAUACACCCGGCUGUUUUGAUACGUUUACAGAUUGCACAGAUUCUGACCCCAAAUGUCCGUCGUGGGCUUUAUCGAACCAAUGCAGCUCGGGUGAUAAGAUAAACGAAAAAUGCAGGAGAAGUUGUGGCUUAUGCAGAGGUAAAAGGUUUCGAUUCUUUCACGCGUAUGUCUCUUUGCGUAGCGUGGAAAUCUUUCUAUACCAUAAUUUUUUUUACUGUAAAAUUUUUCCUUACUACCACAGUGACUCUCUCCUCACCAUCAGGGAAACCUGGCAGGAUUUUUCAAAGAGGGGUCACACUGUGUCGAACAAAGGACACUCACCAGAUUGUCCUCCACGCCGUGUUUAGCUUAAUUUGACAAAAAAGAAACUUAGGAAGGGCGGGGGGGGUCACGAGCCCUCACAGGGGAAGGGGGUUUUGCAGCAAUACCUCUCGCUACUUAAUUCCUGGAGUACGGCAGGGUGGGGUUCUUAGCUGGUGUGCACAAUUGACCUCUACUUGACUUUAAAUAGUUUUUUAAAAACAUAAUUAGGAUGAAAUUCGAUGAAAACGUGGCACUUGACAGAAUAUACACAAUUUUGAACAUAACAUUCUCCACAGUUUACGACAAACACAAAGAAUGUCCCGCCUGGUCUGCGAUGGACGAAUGUAAAAAAUCCAAUUGGACAUGGAUGGUGGAUCAUUGUCCACGAAGCUGUGAUGUUCCAUGUAAGUGACAGUUCUCUAAUAAAAAAGGUUCAGUUGUUUCGCUUGAGACUUGAAACCUGCUUAACAGACGACAGCAAGGUUUGGCGCCAUCCAAAGAUUUUGCAUCUUUACCUUUCGCCUCUAUCCUACCUGCACUCUAGGCUCUAUUUGUUUUUAAGUACCUUUUGAAAUCGCGUAUCAACCAGUAGGGAGCCACUUGAUUUGUUUUUCAGUUUCAGAAGCCUCGUUUUGUGGUGGAAAAGAAAACGGUAAUUAUCAGGCCCCCACCACGUGCCAAGCAUACAUAGCGUGUUCGUAUGGCGUCACAAGUCACGUGCAGUGUCCAUUUGGAAAGAAAUUUGAUACACUCAAGAGAAUGUGUGUACUAGUGGACCAAGCCGCCUGUACAGUGGUUCUUCCGAGUAAAAAGUCAAAGCCAUUUAUGAUUGUGACGCUGUAAAGAAGAACAUUGACGAAUUGUAUUGUUUAUAUCCGUAAAAAGGCAAACUGCAACUGGUUUUAUAUACGUUUUUAAUCUCUUCUGUAUUUCUAGCGAAGUGAUGAUUUGGCUCCGAACUGUAACUUGGGCUUUUGAUCUGAGAAGUUCAGCUAAAUAUAAGAGCUCGCCAUUUUCAUUUUCAAAUUAUGAUUUAGGACACUUGCUGUAAAUUGCGGAAAACCCUUUCGAGUCUUCUUAAGAAUAGUUUUUAAUUAUACAAUGAAUGAACCUUUAUUCUUCUCCUUGUUUUCGUUAUUAUUAUCAUUAUUGCCAUCAUCAUCAUUAUUAUUAUUAUUAUUAUUAUCGUUAUUAUUAUUAUAAUUAUUUUCAAUUUUAUUUAAAUUGACAUGGACACUUCGCUGUAAAUUUUGCGGAGUUUUAUUUUGGGCGAACUUACUGUUGCGCAAAAUUUUUAUGGAACUCGGUACUCUAAGUCACAUGAUGUGACUAAAAAGAAUUGUUUCUUGGUCUCGUGUAGGUACUUGGUGACCUUUUAACGGGUACCACAAAAACGAUGCUAAAUUUCGUUGAGAAAUAAGAAGAGGUAUAACCAGUUACAUGUAAAUCAAAUAGUGCACAAUUUUUCUGGUUACCAUUCUUGGAACACAAAAGUAUUCGACAGGUAGACAGUAUUGGGGAACAGCGGCAAAAACUGACGAGUUCAUCUUCACACUCCUUGCGCUGUUGACCCAAAGUAAACAUGUAACCUUCCGGGUUAUCUAAAGCCAAAUUUUUGAACAGGUCGACUAAAUAACAACCUAAUGAGCCAGUGUAAAGGCAUAAAUCUAAAAUAAGGAUCCCUGUCUUUUGACAAUAAUAAUUUCAGUCAGACAGAAUCUUGUUAUGUUACCUCGGAGUAGGCAAAGAGAUGCAUUCGGCCAUUUCCUUUGUUUGGUCGUUAGCUUCACUGUACAGUUUCGCACAAAGGACAGUGUAACGUCUCUCGCUAUGAAGUCGCCAAGCAGUCGGGAUUUUAAAACUUGUAGACUUACUGCUGAAGAAAAAGAAAAGUUCCUCGACGAAAAUAACAAAUUUCGCGGAAUGGUGCAACCAACUGCGGCCGAUAUGGAGUUUUUGGUAAGUGAAAAAAAAUGUCAAUAGAGAUUUUAGGGCCAAAUGGAAAUCUUCGCACUUUUAGGGCCGGAUUAUUGAAACGCUGAGACAAAAAACGUUCUGCCUUCGUACUUUCCCGUAAAAGGUUAACUAGGCACACUCCUCUCCACUUGGCAAGCAAGCCAGUUAUCUUCCUUGUUUUCGCGUGGGCAGGAACGGCGUAAUUCAGGAAGUAAGUGUUUAUUUCCAUGUCAGUACUUUCUCUUGGGCCACAAGACUAGCUUGGCUAUUAUAUAAAGGUUUGACCUUAAUUCAAGAGAGUAGUACCACUUAAAAGAUUUGCACUCCAAUGUUAUGACACUCUUUUUAAAUGUAUAGUGUAUGGCAGCACUACUACGAACUUAAAACGCAAUCGUGACUUCAAAUGUAAACAACAAUGAUAAUGCAAAUCUGGGUAGGUGAUUAUAUGAUUCAAAAUCAAAAGUAAAUGUACAUUAAAAAAAAGCAUAUAAUAAGGCGAAUUGAGUCGAGUCUCGAGUCCAGGAAGCUCUAGUGGUUGGAGAAAAAUGCCGGAGCUUGUUUCACACAUGGUCAUACACUAACUGUGAGGGAAUCGGACUCGGGCUAAGACGGAGAUACGAGUAGAUGGCAUUAGGUCCAGGUCCAUUAAUGAGACAGAGAAGAAAGCCUCGGAAUGAGUCGAUUUCACUUCGGUUAUUUGUAGAUAGUCGUACCUAGACCACCCCAUGCAUGUGUUGACAUGAGAGAGAAACUAUCGAAAAUUAGGGUUUGAAAUCAAUGACGGUUACAUGGAUAAAGCACAGAAUAAUUAAAUUCUCAGACUAACCGAACAUUACGAAGCCGUUUUUCUUUGUACAAAUGUAGCCGUUCUAUUACAAACCUUCAUAUGCAUGCGGCGAGGCAUGAGUCAAGUUUUGCUAGAUCCGGAAACGAAUUUUGUUUAAUUGUAUACAUGUUCAUGUCAUGCUCUGCUUUUCGAUUCGCAUAUGGCCCUUUGCUCACGGAAAAUGGAAAAUAUCUGUCCUCUUUCGGUGCGCCUUGUUGAUGUACUGACGAAAAGCGGUGAGAUUGGUUCUUUAAUAUCAAAUUACUUCAGCAAUAAGAAACUGCAUCAGGAAACCGCUAUGCUUCCCACCCCAAGCUAAAAAUAAUUUUAGUGAAAUAAACAUUCCCCGGCCAACGUCCUGAUUUUUCGUCUCUAUUGUAUUAUUUCCUCGUCCACGUACAAUAGCGCGUGAAAUAAAGUCAAUCUAUCAAAUAGUCUUUGAUGAUAGGUGUGGGACGAUAAUCUUGCAAAUAUGGCUCAAAUGUGGGCAGACAAGUGCAUCUGGGACCACGGGUUUGUCAUGUUUGGAAGCCAAUAUCCCUACAGCGUGCCUUUCAAGGGACAAAUAGGUAAAUAUAUUUUGUACAAUUUAGAAGUCAGGCUGUACAUUCAAGUGUAAAGUAUGUUUGCGACGUAAACCCAAAAACAGGAGGAGGUUUAAAUCCAUCGGAACAGAAUUAUCGAUCGAAGGUCAAUACGAAGAAGAAAUGGCGGAAUUGUUUCUCAUCAAAAUAUCCAUGAGUUUUUAUUAUGUAUAUUCCGUGUUCAUGAAGACUGAUGAAUAUUAGCCGUAAUCAAGCGAGGGUUUAGUGGAUCAAUACCAAAAAAAGCUGCUAUAAGGACUCAAUGCCUUGCUGCCUCCCUUUUGAAUUGUUGUUAUUUUGUUCCCAGGUCAAAAUCUUGCUAGGGAGUAUGGAGAGCUUUCAAACCCAGUGGACCGCGUGGUGAGAUGGUACAAUGAACAUAAAUACUGGAUAUUUGGCAAGUACACAAGCCCGAUGGGAGCUUCUUGUAGAAAGCCACCUUGUGGACAUUACACACAGGUAUUUUGGAGCUGCUGCGCAUGUGCAGCUUGUUCACAGGGCAUUUAAAAGUUGUAAAGAAAACUGAAGGUUCCAGUCGACAGCGAUCACUGAUUUAAAAACUUUGUGUUUUAGCCGUGACGGAAAUGAUUAAACCAACAAGCUUUAGGACGCACACAAGGAAGAAAGAUAGAAGUUUGAAAAUAAGUAAGCUAAGAAUUUUAAAAACCAGCGAUAAAAUCUAACAGUAAAGAAGAAAUCAAGCAAAAGCAAAAAGGGACAGAAAUAAACACCAAUCAAAGGACAACUUAAUGAACUGAAGGAGAAGCGCCUAUACGGCCCUACAAACGAAAGUAAAUAACGGACGAUCGAGGGCGCAAACAAAAGCCGGCGGCAGGUAAUCAGUUGAAUGCAUUACAUUUGCUUGUCCCUGUGACUUACUAAGAUGCUAUCAUCUUGUACUAAGAAGGAUAUUUCUAUAGAGGUAUGAAUACAAAAACGUGAUUUAAGUUUCCUUUUCAGCUGGCAUGGGCUCAAGCGAAGCAUCUUGGAUGCGCAGUUAACUUCUGUUCGAGCUUUAACGACGGUUUCGAGGGAACAAUAGUGGCCUGUGACUAUACAACGUAAGCACAAGUCGUUACUUUAUAUUCUUACGUGUGUUAGCGAUAGAAAAUUUCUCUUUUCUUUUUCCGUGCGACUGUGGACCUGGUCCAGCUUUACAACGUUGGUCUCAAGUUAAUGUACACUUUUGCUUUUUACUUGAACUUUAGAGGUAACAUUGGAGGUCAAUACCCAUACAAGGCUGGGACCCCCUGCACCAAAUGCGCAUCUGGUAAAGGAUGGUGCUACAAAAAUCUCUGUCGUAAGUGAAACGAAACCAAUUGAAAUAAACAAACCAUUUUUUAACAAGCCACGGCUGUAACCUUGAUAACAGGGUGUUCAGUGUUACGAUAUAGUAAAAGUCAAACUAACAACUCACAGCAGCUGUAACCUUACUUGUAGUAACAGAGUGUUCAAGGCUACGAUGUGAUUCUAAACCCACACUAACAAUUUACUAGUGAGUCCUGGACGCUCAUCUUACUCCAGACUUAUCAGUGUUUCUGAAUCUUUUUACAAUGGAAUCAAAAUUUAAAAAUAAAUUUUAGGAAAUUGCACUGACUUCGACAAAGAUUGCGGAGGUACUUCUUUGACGGCAGCGAUGUGUUCUUCACACCCAGAAUUAAUGGAGAAGAAGUGUCCUAAACUAUGCAAUAUGUGCAGUGAGUAUGAAUUGAAACCAAAUAUUAAUGUGUAAGUGUGUCUUGUUCUUAAACUCGCUGCUUAGUGUAAUGAACAGGAAGAACUAAAGGCGUAAUUCUUGCUUGUCUCAGGUCUGAAGAUUUUUGUUAAAAACGACGUUAUAAAAGUAAACAAAUCGUUACGUUAUAAAGAAAAAGGCGACUCAGAAGUGAUGUGUGUAUUCAACACGAUGUAGUAAAGAGAGUCGAAAUAAAACUUGUUGCAUACACUCAUUAUUUUCAGUAACCCUCUGGUCCGCUGACUUGAAAACAUCUUUUACUGGAUGCCGUGGAUUAUCGCCAAAUUUUCAAAACUAUUUUAAACACUAAUCAGGAUGCUGAAAUCAUUUUCAAUAUUUUUUAUAUUAUCAACUCAAUAUUGAGAACCUAAAGCGCAAAUCUAUGUGCAGAAAGGCGCUCGCACUGGUAAAAUCUAGCCACAAUCUUAACAAGGUUGUCGUUCUUAUUUCACAACAAAAUUUUAUAUGCAAGUAAUGUUUCACGUGAAAAGCACGUAAAAGGCAUCUGCAAAACACGAGGAAAAGUGUUAUACCCCUUCAGAUAGCGUUUUUACUUGCAUUUAAACAAAAUCUUGAAAUCCACACGUGAAAAACAUGCACCCACGCAUGUGCUUUAGAAUCUCGACAACGAUUUGUGAUUAAUCUGACUGAACAAGAACGAUUCCGAAUUUUAAAUCAGGCCUCUAAGAGGCGCAUGAGUAAUAAAUUUAAUUUUCUCGUAAGGCAUACCCAUAAUUUCCCGGAUCUUUAUAUCGCUUUCUUUUUAGAGUGUCCUUUAAAAUGUCAAAACGGAGGUACAUUAAACGAACAGGGCUGCGUUUGUUCUUGCGCUUCUGGCUGGAGGGGCAUGGACUGUUCAGGUAGGCCACAGGAAUCGGUAACGUGAAGUAGAACAGUCCUAUAAAUCUGAAACUUCGUGUUAGGAAUUGACUGUCUUGGAAAGGCGACAAUAUGCUGCGGAGUUAACCUCCCAUCCGGUAGAAGUAUCAAUACCCCAAGGAGCCUUAUGACAGCCAUUAAAACUAGCGAGCUCCGCCGGUGUGGGCCACUUUGCUUGUGAGAACACCUCGACUGAAUAAUAUAUCAUUGUUUCUUUCAAUCCCUUUUCUAGACAAGGCAUGCGAACCUGGCUAUUAUGGAGAAAACUGUGAAAGUAAGUUAUUGACACGCUUAAUCUUCUUUAUGCCGUAGAUUCUACGACUUGUUCAUUCCACGCUUAUACUAUACAACACUGAGUUUCCUUGAUUUUAUAAACCAAAACGUUCACCUAUUCAUUUACGAGAUCAACUCAAAGUUUCAAAGUAGGAUAAGCAACUAUCAUUGUCCAGAUUUGUUGGCAGUUUCCUGGUGAGAUAUCGAUCUAUCACUGAAAACCUUUCGGUAGGUGAUAAAUGAUACAAAAAGUGCGCUAUUCUUUAAUGGGUGCAUUUUGAAAAUUAUCAAAAUAGUGCGCAGACAAUUCUUUAUCACAUUGUACGUGCAAUAAAUCACCAGGCUCCCCUUGAAAUCGUUUCAGAUCGUUGUUACGACAAGGCUGGGACGGAAACCUGCCAAUACCGUGUGAAAGCUGGUUUUGAUUGUAAACAGAAAUUCAUGGAAAUAGAUUGUGCUUUGACCUGCGGAUAUUGCGGUAAGGAAUCUUAGGUGGCUUUAGGUUGUUCAGUUGCAGUUAUGAAGGUUUUAAUCAGAUCAAGAGCUCACAUGAUAGCGAAAAACGGGUAUGGAAUAUAUAUACCCAUGACGUUAUUCGAACACGAACGCUUGGAAGAGGUUGUGAUUUAACAUGCAUACAUUGCAGUUAGGAAUCUAACGUGGCUUUAAGUUUUUAAUUUUAAAAAAUAUACGUUGUGAGUAGAUCAAAAGAACAUGCUACAUGACUUGACGGUAUAAAACGGAGAUUAAAAAAUUCUCACGUAAUCUUAGACCUCAGGAACUUUUGAUUAGCAUCAUAAAUUUGUUAAUGAUUUUUAUUACUUGUUAAACGGAACCCUUAAGUUGCGCUUAGACGAUUUUUCGUUUUACCUCAUGGAAAUAAAUCCUAGAGCUGAGUGCUGCAUAUCUCACGAUCUGUUUGCCAAAUAGAGUGAAGGCGUAAAUUAUAAGCUGGUUAACAAAAGGCCAUGCGCAAAAGCCAUAAAACCCUAUAAAUUGUUGAUAUCAUCAUUCGGUAUCCCUAUAUCAUGAUCAUGCACUAUUUUCGUGAUGCGCAUUUGAAAAUUGCUUUAUUUGCACAUCAGACAUUUAUGCUGUAUUAUUAUAAUUAUUAUCAUCAUUAUCAAUCGUUUAAUUGAAAAUAUUAUCAGAACGAGAGAAGUUGUGGAAAAGAAAGGCGUACUUUCUAUUAACCUCACUUAAAGCGAAUUAUGAGAUGUAAGUCGUUGCGAUGGAUAUAGUAUGUUGUUCGCGCAUAAAAUGAUGGUGGCUUUUCUUAUUCAGUCCCUGCAGGUGGCCAAGUUACCACAACAGCAGCUCCUGUCACAGCAAUGCCAACAACACCUCAACCCGGAGUAAUUACCUCAAAACCAGUAGGUAAAUGUACUUCGAUCAUAAACAUUUCAGUGUGGUGUAAAUGGGUAAAAGGUUGGUAAUAGAGGUGUACCGCUGUUCGAGGUACAUGGGGUCUAGUUUUCUCAAAGGUUGCGGAGAACAAAAGAAAGGGUAUAAAUUAAUAUAUAGAUUUAGCCAAGCCUAAAAGCAGAGCUCGCACUUUUUUUUUCCCGCACGUCUCAACGCCUUGCCCUGGCCGGGACUAGAGCCGGGUCGUCCGACUCGGAGCCCAGUGCACUGACCACUGAACUACUAGACAAAGCCGUGGCGUUGGCGUGCCUGCGGUACAGUUGACCACGCAUGUUAAAAGUAGCACCUUGUGCGGUCGUACGGUCGUAUGGUCGUACAUCCAUAUUUUUCGGCUUGAUGGGUUACUGCUAUUUUGUAUAGUUAUGGGGCUAUGCAAGCUCCGCUUCAUUUAUUUAAGAAAAAAAAUAAACAUCUGAAACUAAAACUCACGCAACGGACAUAAUUUAUGUCAGAUAUCACUUUCCUCUGCUAUUGUCUAUUCAUAGUUUCUUCCACUGUGACUCCAAAUGCUAUAGCAGUUCUACCCACACCCAAGCCUGGCUAAAAACCCUACAUUCACUGAAUAUGAACAAUUCUUCGAAUCAGCUAUGGCCGGCUGCGAAAAAUUGUUAAAUUAGGUUCCUUUGCAAACGUUCUUUAACACUGUAGUGCACAAUCAUUUCUCAAAAUGUUGCCACCUUUAAUUUAGUUUGGUUUGUUCAGGCACUAGACAGAAUUUUUUUCCCUUGCAAGUGUACUAUAGCAGUGUAGUGCACAUUCAUUGUUACAAAACUUGCUACCUUUGAUCUAGAUUAGUUUGUUCCGUUACACAAAUGAGACGAAAUUGAAAAUAUAAUUUGGGCGUAUGAUUCGAUCCAUAGUCUGUGAUUAGGAAAUAUGUAACACCUCUCAAAUCUAUCGAACAAUAAUUGUGACUUUUUUUUUAAUGACGACUUUUUAAAGGUCAUUCCCUAGCCAUAAUCAUAAUCAAUUGUUCAAAGACUACAAAUUACUAUUUUAUCGUGCUUAUUGGCACCAAAUUGCACUCAGUCAUUUUAGUACUAAUACAUUAAUCAUGGAUCAGCAAAAGUGCGUUAUCUGCCCGGAAUCGUAUGGUUUGUCAAUAACGCUUUUUAAAAUAUUUUUUUCGUACCCAACUGUAUGAUAUCAUACCUCUUCGGAAAGAAAUGAGUCAAUUUACUCUUCAGUACUGUGUUUUCAUGUUUGAUCUUAUAUUUCAUUGAUUCCAAGUGUGUAAAACCGACCAAAAUUCUGGUUGCGAGGGAUGGGCGGCAGUUGGUGAGUGUGAAAAGAACCCGCUGUGGAUGAUACCAAAUUGUUGCGUCAGCUGCCAGCAUCAUCAGGCACCAAAAGGUAGAUGAGUAUAGAAAAUCCUAAAUCAUACCGUAAACAUGCGAAUGUCCCGUAAGCGAUUUGCUAAAUCGGCUAAAUCGGCUAAAAAUCAAUAAUAAAUCAGCUAAAUCGGGUUGAUUCUGAAAGGGGAAGAAAUAAACGAGAGCGCAUCAUCUAGCUGGUAACAAGCUGAGAAGGCUUCACAAUGAAAAUCAAACCAUGAUACAUUAAACCUCAAAGCCCAUCUAUUGGGUAUUUAGAAGAGGAAUAUGACAAUAACGAUGAUGACAAUCAUACUUAUAAUAAUUACUAUUAUAACAAUCAUGAGGAAAUCAUUAAACUGCUGGCAAUCAAGAAAACACCUCUGCUAGGAAUAGCGAACAUUCUCAGAAAGUUAUCAUCAUCGUCAUCAUAACGGUAACAAUAAUUACGAUAGCAAUAAAAAAAAAACAAUAAAAAUGCUCAUAACAAAAAAUACUCGUAAUAAGUACAAUUUGAGGCAGGGAAACAAGCAUAACCAACACUAUUGAUGAAAAAUAGAGGAAACCGUUUUUUUUUGUGCUCAGGAAGAAAAUGAAUAUUGCGACCCUGUAACACCCAUAGGUAAAAUGAUCGUUUCCUCGCAGACUGCACUGAUGCAAAGCCAAGCUGCUCAAGGUGGGCUUACGCUGGAGAAUGUGAAAACAACAGAUUAUGGAUGCUUAAAAACUGCAGAAAAAGCUGCAAUCAAUGUGGAGGUGAGCUGGAUGGAGUGGGGGCCACUCAACGUUACCCCUGCAGAGAAAGAAAUUCAGGGAAAGUUACAGGAGACGAGGGAGAGAGCAUGAUUGGCUAACAGUAGAAAAGAACGCACAAAUUUCAUUGAAGAUGACUCAGGGUUGUGGUAUCGAGUAGCAGUAGCGUCGACUUCCAAAACUGUUUUUUUCUUUUUAUAGCGACCCAAAUGCGUCACUAAAUUCAGAGGACCUAGCUAAGAAGUGAAGCCAUUUAUGAAUAAUAUUCAUAAUAUAUUUUUAAGAUUGAUUAAUUGUUUGGGAGUUUAAUUAUUCUGCAACAAUUUAGUGAAACGUUUUGAAACGUUUACAGAUUGCACAGAUUCUGACCCAAGAUGUCCAUCGUUGGCUUUAUCAAACCAAUGCAACUCAGGUGAAAAGAUACACGAAAAAUGUCGGAGAAGCUGUGGUUUAUGCAAAGGUGAGAGAACUUUCAUUUCUAUUAAGAGCGAUGCGCAAACCCUUUUUUAACUCUACAACUUUCUCAAAUCUCAAAAUGUGUUUUACCACGAUUGGCAGUAAUGUCGCAAUCUAAUUGGUCAAUUUGUCGUUUUCGGCAAGAGUACAGACAACACUGCUCACUUCAACGUGUCUCGUCCUGAGACAAUCGUUCUAUACGACGUCGACACUGUAGUAAAAAACAACAGCGUGGUCUUUAUUCUUAUCGACAACGGUAUUUUUCAUCACAGUGGUCAAAAUUUGCGGCGGACUCAUUCGGCUUCGCCUUGCGAAUCCUCAACAUUUUGACUACUGUGAUGACGAUUACCGUUGUCAAUAAGAGUACAGUACAUGCUAACCAACUGUCGUUUUUUUAACCCUCUCCACCCAGGAAUAUAGAGAAGCAUCCAGUCCAGGGGAAUGGGGGAUGGGGGUUUUGAAGCAACGCAUCUGCUUUUUUCCAAUUAACCUCUACUUGACCUGCCAAUGUAUUGAUAGAACACCCGCGCCAUAUAAACACUUUGAAAACGUGACUUGUUAACAGGAUACAUAGAACGAAUGAGGACCUAAAUAGAUAUAUUUAAAAUAUGAUAUUUUCUUAAGUGUACGACAGACAUAACGAAUGUCCAGCUUGGUCUGCGAUGGACGAAUGUAAAAAAUCCAACUGGACAUGGAUGGUGGAUCAUUGUCCACGAAGCUGUGAUGUUCCAUGUAAGUGACAGUUUUCUUAUCGAAAAAAGCUCUAUUUUAUCAGUUGAGAGAAUAAGACUUGAAACCUAGUUAAAAACGACAUUUGCAGACAAGAAAUCAGCAAUAUUUUGCAUUUUUCCCGCGUUGCAAUGUUUUGAAAUUUUUAGCAAUACCUUGGUACGCUGGGAAAUUGUGGAAAGAAGUGCACAGUAAUCAAUAUCUACCGCAUACCUCAUAACGUAAAUGUUGUGUUGCAUCAAUUAAUCUUCUCAGAUAUUUGUACCUUUCGACUCUUCCUUCCUGCACUCUGAGCUCAAUUUGUUUUUAAUACUUUUUAGAGGAGAAAUGGCUGUAAAUUCUCCACCAAAAUCUGUGAAUUAUCAACCAGUUGGCACCACCUGACUCUUUUUUUCAGUUUCAGAAGCCUCGUUUUGCGGUGCAAAAGAAAACGGUAAUUACCAGGCCCCCACCACGUGCCAAGCAUUCAUAGCUUGUUCGAAUGGCGUUACAAGUCACGUGAAAUGUCCCGCAGGAAAGAAAUUUGACACAGUUAGAAGGAUAUGCGUACUAGUGGAUCAAGCCGCUUGUACAGUGGUCUUUCCAAGUAAAAAGUCGAAGCCAUUUAUGAUAAUGACGCUGUAAAAAAGAACAGAGUUAAACUUCGUUGUUGCCUGUCAAACACGACUUGCACCCGACUAUAUAUACGCGUUGAAACCUUUUUGCGUCGCUAGGGAAAUGAUGAGUGGGCUCCAAGUGGAAAACUUAACCCGCGGUCUAACAAUAAUCGUAAUAACCACAAAGUUCUAACGUAAAGUUCAGCUAAUUAUAAAGGGGGGCUCUGUAUUUUUCCUUUUUGCUUUAGAAUUUUGAGUUUAAAUAGUUAUCAAAACUUAGAGGUAUGGCUUUAAAAGAAGUGUUAUAGUGUAGCGGUCGAGACAUUCGUCAGAGAUAUUCCGCAAUAUCCAAACCUACGUUAACCAGCAAGCCGAAGGUAUAAGUAUGAAACUUACUUGAUUUGAUUCUUGCUACUCACUUUGUAAAACUGUUCGGUUUGGUGAUUAUGGAAGCGAAGCUUAUGCAGUGGAAAGGUCCAUUUAACCAGGGGAAGACGAGAACCUCGAUGGGAAAGCUCUCACUAAGAAACAUAAGAGGAAAAGACAUUUCAAAAAGUUGGUGCCUGUGAGCGGAUAAAAAAAACUCUUUUAAAAAUAGCAGGCUAGAAGUCACUACCAUAACGUUAGUUUAAUAAACCACAAUUUUCGCACCAAAAUCCUCAAACUAAUCACUUAUCACUGUCCCUCCUAAAUGCGACAAUUGAAUGCGCUACUUGCUAGGGAGCUUAUUUACAAAUUUAAAAUGUCCGAGUAAGCGACUGCUCAUCACGCGCGUCACAGUAGUUCCGUUGUCUUCGUACCAUUCACCUACUUAAAGAGGUAAACUGGUAAGUAAGGUAAAGAGGUAAACUGGUAAGUAAGGUAAAGAGGUAAACUGGUAAGUAAGGUAAAGAGGUAAACUGGUAAGUAAGACAUAUGAAAAUUUAAAGCAGAGUAAAAAUAUCUUUUUUAAAAAUUUAAAUUUCAUACGAACAGAGAUCGGUCCAUGCAAAAAGUUACCACACAUCCAUUCAAGUCAUACUAAAAACGACCCCAAUAUUUAUACGUUAUAAGGUAGUUCUUACACAAACUAUUUAUCAAUUAAAAACAAAGAAAAAAAUACUCACAUGUGCCAGCUUUCCGUACGGUGUCCUUUCUCUGUGCUAAAUAAAGACAACUGGUUCUCGAAACCUCCAUUUAGGCUAAGCGACCCAAGAAGUGUUAAGUGUUGGCUACAAAAGUUUAAUGUGAAGAGCAUCAGGUCAGCGGAACUGUGAGCGUUCUCGUGGUUUCAAUCGUUUGUUAAAUCCGAUAGAGCAGAUUGCCUCGUAGCUAGUUAAUGUCAUUGGCUGAAAAGAAGAAUUCAAAGUUACCUUAUGGUUAUCGUGCCAUCCACUGAGACAAUUACACGCACAAGCUGUCUUGAGUACCGCUCUCGACCUGUGGCCUCGGGUGGUAUCCAAGUCCUCGGGUACAAUUUUUUCGCCAUACGGAUCUGUUCCCAAUAAAAACCUUUUCGUCCAUGUAACUCAGCCUCCCAAGUUUCGUCAACAUGUCCAAAAGCAAUAAUUCAAACAAUUUUCACACAAAAAAUUAGGCUAAGAAGGCUUAUUUGCAUGAUCACAAAAGAACAAUCAUCAUCCCCGUCAUGAGAGAAGCCCAUACAGGUAAUUUGAAAAGUAAGAGGUAUGGCAGCUUCCUCAAUCAGAAAGACCUUUUAACAGGUACCAAACAAAGGAACAUAAUACGUACCAGUGGCCGUUUCAAUAAACGAUUGAAAAAACGUCGAGAGCAUAAACAUGAGAUAUAAAAAACGAACAAUUCCGUAAGUAUAAGCACAGUUUACACUACGAACUAAGGACGUAGGACAGCGAGAAACUCAGCUGAGCAAGGGGGAAGGCAACACGUCGUGGUUGUAAAUGAUGUCAUGUGUAUAAAUCUUUGAGAAAGGAGGGCACUCUGAAAACCGUGCGUCUGUUAAAUUUUAAAAUAUUCUUUGGCACGUUUAAAGGAUAUAAAAAAAAACAAUCAGGUAAACUGGAUUGGAAAACGAAACUUUAUAUGAAUUAAACCUAGAACAAACAACAACAACAACGAUUUCAAGAGAACAAACAACCACUGGAUCGAUGUUUCACCUCAAAAAGAGUAACGCACAUGAUAUCUUCAAGCGUCGCUUAAUGCCACUUUAUGUGAUCUUUGGACUUUUGGUGCUCAAUGGAAGAGCCUUGGUUUCAGCAACUGGUAAAAUAAGACCAUCGCAUCAAGAUUUCGCUAUUAGCAAGCUGACCGCGGCGCGAAAAGAAAAAUUUUUGGACGAACACAACAAGUUUCGUGGAAUGGUUGAUCCACCAGCAGCAGAUAUGGAGUACUUGGUAAGUAUUCUUUCUUUUUUCUUAUUUAGGUAAUUGAUGCUCAAGACGUCAACAAGUUCGUCAACGAGUAGUCUUGAAAUGUAACACCUGUUCACAAGGUCACCUUUAAAAUCGCUAGACGUAUGUAUCUCUUUGUUCCGGGUGGAGACCUCCUAAACUUUCAUAAACGUAAUCCGAGCCCUUGUAUAUGUGAUUAUGGGUAACUUCCUUAAGGUGUACAUGGCGUUAAAGAGUGGGCUAUUGUGCAAUAGCUUGAUGUACGUAUGUGAAUGGGUCAAGUGCAUCUUUUUCCCACCAAAUGCGAUACAAUUUCCUCAUUUCGUUACCAUUCGAAAAUAUUCUUUCCUUACAAAGAAAAAGUAAGUGAAAUGUAUGCUAGUGGAGAAGGAUGCUCUACAUUUUUUUGCUUGUAGUUUUGGGACGAGGAUUUAGCUAAUUUGGCCCAGAUGUGGUCCAAUCAAUGUGUGUGGGAUCAUGGAUUUCUCGAAUUUGGUGAUGAGUAUCCUCACCCUGUUUCCUUCAAAGGACAUGUAGGUACGUUUUAAUAACUUCCUCCAGAGUCCAUUCUACAGUUAUGGCCUUGCUAAGAGUUAUCUUAACAUGACAGAGCCGAGAAAUUCGUCGGCAAGAUAACAUAACUUGAAAACCAGAAAAGAUUGUAACAUUACAAGGAAACCUUAAGCCUCACUCCUACUUAAGGGCUUAGCAACUGAGCACACAAUUGUAAAAUAGACAUUUUAAGUGUCACUGGAGAAUUCCGUUCCACUUCCGGAUUAAUUAUCACGAAAAAAAAUGAUGUUAUUGGCUUUACAAUGUUUAUCAUCAGGUUCAUUAAGUGGAAUUUCGGAAACAAGCCUGUGAAUAAACAUCAAGUAGAUUAUCAAAUACUGUUAAGCUUUAAAUUAUUUCCAAUGUAACUAUAAUUAGUCUAGUAGUAAAAGGUAACCCGCGGUUUAAAAUCAGGUCAAAAUCUGGCAAGAGAAUGGGGCACAUUACAAAACCCAGAGGAUCGUGUGACGCAGUGGUACAAGGAGUACGAUUUUUACAAGUAUAGCAAGUUUGCGAGUCCAAUGACAGCUGCACAGUGUUCCAGACAGCCUUGCGGGCAUUACACACAGGUAUUCAUCACAUCAUCAUUUGUUUCCAGCAACUUUUCCAACCAUGAAAACAUAUAUGGCUGUUCCAUGUCAGAGAACUUUUUGAUAAAGUGCUGUAAAACCAAAACCAAUGUAAUGACAAUGACCAAUCACUCGAUAGGAAAAGGUCAAGAGCAGCCAAAGAGAACUCAAAGUGAAAAGGUGCAAACUGCCUAAAUCCGAUUGGUUGAAAAAAAGCGCGUGUUUCUGGACCAAUCACGAGAUGAAGUAAAGCAAAAAAAUAAACAAACAAACAAUCCUGGGUUACCACCGAUACUCAAUUGAAAAGUGAUUGAAAACUUUUUGCAUAUCAAAGCUGUUCGAUCGAAAAUGAUAUUUAGACUUUUUAAAGAAACAUCAUCAAAUUUAUGGAAGAAACAGAGUCGGUGCACGGCAUCAUGCAUAAUUUCUGCAUUUAAUCCCUCUCUUUUUCUCCUCUCAACUCCUACAUUCGACUCCACAGAGAAAACUCUUUGAUCAACCUGAUUGAUUCCCACUAAGUUAAAUGUAUCAGCAAAAGGCUGAUUUUGAUGCGACAGCUCAAUUAUGAUAUUUGAAGGAUCAUUCCUAGCUAUCUGUUAUGCCUAAUGCUUUUAACGAGUCAAAAAUUUUUUUUUUCGUAUUUCAUAAGCUUGCGUGGGCAACAUCAAGAUAUGUAGGAUGUGGAGUAAAUUGGUGUGAUAAAGAAUUUGGCCCACCACAUCCCUGGAUUCCUGGAGAGACAAUCGUUACUUGCGACUAUGGUCCAACGUACGUCACGCAAAUUCUUAUCUUACCACAUAGUGAGAAAUGGUGAAAGGACUGAGUGUGUCCAAUUCGGACUGUUAUCGUGCGAGUGAUUUGCAAAAUCGGACUACCUCGAGGCAGGAAUCCAAUUUGUGAUUUAUGAAUAGGAUUACUGACAGAGGUGGACGAUACGGAGUCUUGUGACCAAUUAGUCAAAAGUAUGACAAACUUUGAGAGACAAACUAGCCAUUGGUUGUACUUUUUCACAACAAAAAAAAGUUAGCUCAGCGAAAUGCGAAACAACAGCGCGCGCACAUGGCGCGUACACUUUACAACUAACUAUAAUUGGUAACUAGUAUUAGUGUUCAAAUCGGGAAAGUGAUAACCAAUCACGUUCGAGAGUUUUGUAAUAGUUUUGAUUAACUAUCAUAUUAACUAGAAAAGUGUUUUUUCACCUUUGUAUGAAAUCAGGAAACACUCAGUGAUACAGUCAAUCUAAAACAAAUUUGACAGCAGAGUUAUCUAGAGAAACUAUUUGUUUUUUAAGACGAAUUAAAAGCAAUUAAAAUUUUCAUUCUUAGAACUUUUAAAAACAUCAUCCAUUAAACUACCCUAAAGUUAAUAGUGAGCAGUCGAAAGCGAAAAGUUUAGUUAAUACUUAAGAUAUUAUUAACAAGAAACUGUCGGAAAAUUAAACUAAAACUGCAAGAACCUGACUGAAGAAACCCCAGAGAAAUCUCUAAACUGAUCAAAGACAGUUUCGACUUUUAAAAUAGACCAUGUAUGUUUGCAAUAUACAUACCAUAAAUUUACCAGUCAUCCAAAGAUCUCACGAUUUUUCCAAGAUCUAAAUCCAAAGAUAUUACUAAGGCGAAUUACAUUAUUCAUGAAACAUCGCCGGUAUAACAACACAUCUAACGCAACCUGUGUUGGUUUCUAUGGCUUUAGGGGUAACAUAAUCGGGCAAUACCCGUACAAGACUGGUGCUCCAUGCAGCAAAUGCUCAUCUGGUAAAGGCUUCUGCUACAAGAACCUGUGUCGUAAGUAAAGACUUCGAGCGUCUCUACUGUUGGACGAGAGGCAUUAUUUGUUGAUAAGCACUAUCCAAAUAGUAAAACAAUAUCUAGAUAUCACGAUAAGGUUAUAAGAACGUGGUUUGACAUCAGUGAGUCCACUGUAGUCCUACCCAUUUCCCGUGGUAGUCUUUGUAAAUAUUUUUACCCAACUGUUGUGCGAUUCAGAUUUCAAUGCAACUCAGGAAUCAUGUGUAAGUCGACUUCGAUUCUCACUUUAGCCUCUUCCUUGCCAAUCUUAGUGUGAGAUUUCAUCAUACACUGGGUUUAUUGUCAAGUGAUACGUUUGCUAUAACCACUCAUGACUUAUUUUGCCUCAGCAACCAUGAAGAAAACAACUUGAACUAACAAAAACUACUGAAGUUUGAUGAUUCAGUGUUAAAGUCUAUUGAAGCAUUUGUUUGUUUUAAAGGGGACUGUGAUAACUUUGACAGCGAAUGUGGUAAAAGCCUCACACAAGCAAUGUGUACUUCCAGUCGUGAAUUAAUGGCUAAGAAAUGCCCAAAGAUGUGCAGCUUGUGCGGUAAGUUGGCUUAAGAGGGUGUUGGGAAGUGGGAAGCCAGAAGCGAAGAGUCAGGCGAGGAAAACUAAGGUAGCCGGAAUAUUUUUCCUUCGUUGUCCGCGAUUUGAUCUGCAUUCUUCAUCUUGCUAACUUUUUAAACGUCUGCUACGUGAACGAUCUUCAGGAUUGAAAGUGUAAGAGCGCUUGUGUCUCGCAAGUAAUAAAUCACAUAUGGAUAGAAACAAAAUCCUUAGCAUCUGGAGGCAGCGGAAAAAGGAUGGAGGGGAUCACUCAAUUCUUUGAGUGCCAGCUUUGCUUUCACCUGUUUUGACUUAAUUUUAAUAAUGCUUUUAGUUAGGUGGAUUAACAGAUACUAAACCGGAAAAAUUUUCUCCUAAAACAUUUCUGUUAUACUUAUAGAGUGCCCACUGAAAUGUCAACAUGGCGGAACAGUGAACCUUCAAAACUGUGUUUGCUCAUGUCCUUCCGGCUGGAAGGGCAUGGACUGUUCAGGUAAAUAACAUAAAGGAACUACACGAUCGUCACCUCUUGACGGAGUACAAAGAGCCUAGGUUAUGACAGUUUUAGAUUACAACUUAUCACUGGGACAAGACCACUAACCUGGCGCAUUUUUUUUUCUGCUUAGGGAAGGUUUGUCCUCCUGGUUUCUACGGUGAAAACUGUGAAAGUAGGUAUCAUUCAAACAAUCAGAGUUUAGAAGCCGGUUAACACAAUGGCUUGAAAAUGAAAAUGAGCUGACAUACGCAGACUCUGUAUUGAGUCCUUCGUUGAUGCAUUCUACUUUUUCCUGUUUGUUUGCUUCGUAGCGAACACCAAGGCACCUGUGGUUUGAUAUCACGUUACUGGGCAUGCGCUUACGCUAGUGACACUGCAUCUUGAAUAGAGGAACAAGAUAAAUUCUCUUGUUACUGAGUUUAACUAAAUGCGGUAAUAAAUCUGUAGAAAGAAUACAUCGAUCUAAAGCGGUAAAAUGUUAAAAAUAAUAAAAUAAAUCUGAAUGAGCUAGUUGACCAAGAACUAUUGAAAAUCCGAACAUAAAAGCUAAAACAAUACAAAAGAACUACAUCAGUAACUAAGUCUCUGAUAGCAAAGUAUUUAACCAUACAUGACUCGAAUGAGCAAUGGAGCUCUAUAGUUCAAAGCUUACGAUGUUUCUCGAAGCUACAAAUUCUACCAUCAACGGGAAUCGAGUUCAUAUUCAAACGUGAACGAAGGUUUAACAAAGCAGCUUUAGGAGUACAUGUAACCUGGCACUUGAUAUGUUCUCUUUCAACUGAUUACUUUAGUCCGCUGUUACGACGCCGUCGGGAAAGACACUUGUGAAUGGCGAGUGAGGAAUGGGCACAACUGUAAAGUACACUAUAUGAUGGUUGAUUGCGCCGCUACAUGUGGAUACUGUGGUAAGGUUUAAAUACAUGCUUGAUUCAUUAUUAAUGCCAACCGAGUAGGCUAAAGGUCCAUCGACUGAACACAAUGUUUGUAAUUUCCCGAGCUAGAAGCCACUGAGAGUAAUACUUAUCCCACUACUAAAAUGCCAAUCUGUAAGAUCUCUUACUCGUUCCCUCACAAACGCUACGUCACCAUUUAACAUAUUUCUUUUAAGGGUCAAUUAAUAUCUAUGAGGGGAAACAGAUAUCUUUCAGGAGAGUGCAGCUAAUUUGAAACGUCUCAUUUGCAAGUUACAGCUCACACGUAAAUGUGUUUUCUUUAGUUUUACUUCGUUUUGUUCAGAGAAAUAAAUAGACUGAGUUACCGAAUACAGAUUAGCUAAGCUUCGAGGCAAAAUGUAGUUCUAAAGUUCAAAUCAUCACUUCAUUUAAGAUUACGAGCAACGGCAGUACAAAGGAAACUAAAGCAGAGAGUACCUUGACAAUACAAACACAACUGCCCAAAAAAAAGCUAAUGCCGAGGCUCUUUCACCACUUAGAGCCAUCGUAUGACCUUUUCUCACUAGAAAUUACCAAAUUGCGUCUGAAAAGUCGUCCACUAUAAUUUCAGAUGACGGCAGCAAAAUCACCACAACACCCGCCCCAGCGACAACAGCCCCGCCACCAACCACAGCGACAACGAGUAAGUGUCUUUUGCACGCUCAUAAACUGAAAUCGAUGGUUUGUCAAGCAGUUGAACAUUAAAUUUUAAUUUUUCAAACAUUGAAGCAAAUAAAUUCCUAACCAUUAGUUGAGAAUAUAAAAAACCACAAAAUAUAAUGAAUUGACGGACUUUGGUGCUUAAGCAUACAAUACACGAGGGAAAUUGCUUAUAGCCAAGAUAAAAGGAAACCAUUCUCUAUCGCAAAAAAAUUGUAAUUUUGGUACUGUACGUGAAACAGAGGACAAAGCUACAUCUUAAUUUCUGAGUGUCAUCAUCUUUUCUGUUAAUUCACAGUAAAUGCUCCAACAGUCACACCUUCAUCUGGGGCACAAGGUAUGCUGAUAGGAUAUCAUUUGGCUUGGAGCUAACAGCUAACUAAUGAUGAUUGUAACAGACCUUCCAUUUAAAACAUACAAAGUAACUGAUAUAAGCAGUCCUCUUGUUUUAUAAAACUUAUUUAAAGUUUGCGUAAUCAAUGGCUUUGGUAUUGGAAUCGGUAACAAAUCCCUUAGCGUUGUCGCGUAGAACUCUAAGAUUACAUUCUGUAACGUUCUGUGCUUCUGCCACUGGUUGAUUCUAUUUGUUCACUUAUUAAUUUGUUUAUCUAUUCGUUAUCUGUUCAUUUUUCCACUAUUCAUUCAUUUAUUUAUCAUCUGGCUAUUAGUUAAUUUCUUUAUUGGCACUCGUGUUAUUUGGCGUUAUCCGCAAAUGUUCGUCUUUUCAGAGUGUCAUACCGAUCUAAAUUCUCAUUGUGAAGUUUGGGCGGGAAGAGGCGAGUGUGAAAAAAACCCGCUGUGGAUGAUACCGAAUUGUUGUGUCAGUUGUAAACAUCAUCAGGCGCCAAAAGGUAUCAGGAUCGAGUCCGAUUAUUACUUCUUAAUGGGGAUAAUACCUUUUUUCAUUUCGUUAUCAUUAUCAUUAUUAUCAUCAUCAUCGUCAUUAUUAAUAUUAUUAUUAUCAUCAUUAUUAUUACUAUCAUCAUCACCAUCACAUCAUCAGUAUCAUCAUCAUCAUCAUCAUCAGUAUCAUCAUCAUCUUCAUCAUCAUCAGUAUCAUCAUCAUCAUCAUCAGUAUCAUCAUCAUCAUAAUUACAAUUAUCAUGUUAAUUGUUAUUAAUUUUAUCAUUGCCUUUAUCAUCCUUAGUGAUAAUGAGAGCAAAUAUAUCCUCUCUUAACUUGCAGUAUCAAUACAACUGUGUGUACGAAAAUCUUGGUGAUAAACGUUUGAAACCGAUUAACGGGCUACCUUAAAAAGUGAUUUAGCACUGGGCAUUGUAAAAUAGUCCUAAAUUAUAAGUCAUCAUCUCAUUGCAGACUGUACUGAUGUUUCUCCAAGCUGUCCUCACUGGGCGUUUACGGGAGAAUGUGAAGUCAAUCGAGCAUGGAUGCUAAAAAACUGCAGAAAAAGUUGCAAUCAAUGCGGAGGUGAGAUAAAUUAGUGAUGAUUAAAGCAAUAAUUCGAUUGUCAAACGAAUAAGGGGGUUAGUUUCUAAAGAAACUGUGGUGCUGCGUCGGUAGGAGGGUAUAACAGGUAAUUUAGAGUUAAUAGCUGAGUUAAAAACGUAAAUUGGCCACCGUAAAAAGUUUGAAGGCUUGACGUUUCGGGCAUUAGCCCUUCGUCACACUGACGAAGGGGCUGACGCUCGAAACGUCAGCCUUCAAACUCUUUACGUUGGCCAAUUUACGUUUUCAAUUCAAUUGUCAGUUGAGUGAGGCGCGGUAAAAGUAUGGUAACAGGGUUUUGGCCACUGAAAACGGAGCCAGUUACCCAAGACAACAACACGAUUUUAACGUCAAAAUAUGUUUGCCAAACAUCCAUCGCACUUCAUUCAACUAAAAAGCGUAGCAACAACAAUGAUAUUACUAGCGCAAAGUUUUUUACAAGUGACACUAUCAAAAAUGCUUUCUACGCUCACCUAAAUUCGACUCAUAAAACACAGAAAGCGUGACGUCAUAAUGAUGUUUACUAGUUUCCCUAUCGACCAUUUAGGGUGCGUACUGUCUGAAAUUUUUUUAUAUCAUUCGCAUUGUAUGAUAAAGAGCCACGGUCUCUCGUAAGUUUUUAAGUUAGCUCUGAAUUGUCUAUACUUUGUUUAGAAGCGUGUGGUACGUGAAUCUUGUUUCGUUAAUCUUUGUGCAACACACUAAACGUGAAAAUUUGGUCGAUCUCCUCGCAACGAUAUUUGCCCCCCCGCCCAUAAAAAAACUGCCAUCGCUUCAUUUAAGAGAGACUAAGAGAUAUUAGUAUAGGCAAUAACAUGAUUUCGAGUGCAAUUUGGUGUUAACAAGCACGAGUACAUUUUUCAAAGAGAACCAGAUUGCACAAGCCACUAGGGGAAGUGUGAGUGAUUUUGACUCAACAGGAUAAAAUUUGAACAAGAUGAAAGCUAUUUAAAAAAAAAAAUGUAAACAAUCAAAUUUAAUGUUACCCGUAUCGAUCUUUAUUUGUCGUUUAGAGCUGGGAGAUUUCAAUGAAAAUAAUCUCUGUUUUCUGUGCUUAAGAUUGUAAAGAUACAGACGCAAAGUGCCCAUCUUGGGCUUUACUAAAACAAUGCAAGUAUGGGGACAGAAUAUUGUGGAUGAACACAAACUGUAGGAAGAGCUGUGGCAUGUGUAAAGGUAAGGCCUCGCUGCAUCAAUGGAUAAAUUUUCAAAUGAAAUUCUUCCGGGAAUUCAAUUGUAUCGAUUACCUCCUAGGUUGAGCAAUGUCUUGUUACUAAUUCAAAUUUUUCGCGACCUAGUUUGUUUUUUUCGCCGUGGUGAUUACUUUGGUUGAAAUCGAGAUGCGACCCCGUGAAGUUGUCAGUGUUUAAUUGUAUAAGGAACAAGACUCGAACUUGAAGUUUUGGUUAAUUUUUUUUCAUAUUUCUACACGCACUAAGAGCCUGAUGCACAAGAUCACCUUCUGCCAAUCUUCGUUUACCCAGCUACUCAAUUCAAACAGAGCUGAGGAUACGAAACGAAAUUUUGUCUCAUUUAAACUCUACGGCUAAGCUUCUGGACUCAAAUUUACGAUUUUUUCUCUGUCCAGGUUAUGACAAACACGAUCAAUGUCCCGCCUGGUCUGCGAUGAACGAAUGUAAAAGAUCCAACUGGACAUGGAUGGUAGAUCACUGUCCACGAAGCUGUGACGUACCUUGUAAGUCAGGGGUAUAUCCACUGAAUGCAGUCAUGUUGCGAACAAACAUCUACCCUAAUUUUAUCGCUUGAUAAGCACGUCACGCAAAAUUUCCCCUGAACCUUCCGCUUAAGAAGCAGGAAUGUUUGUACUGAAUUCUUGCUGGCUGAAGUGCGCCCAGGAGACCAUUUAAUUUUCAUCUCCGCCAUUAAAAAGUGGGUGCAAUUUGAGAUUAAAAAGGAGUAACGUAACCUUUCAUUGGAAUCUAAAAACUCGGUCAGUAGUACAGUUUAUCUAUAAUUUUAACUGGCUUUUUAUAUGGAGAAUUUUUGGGGAUAUAUGGAGCGUUUUUGGGAUGAACCUUAAAAGAAGAACCAUUAGUACUUACAAUACAUGGACGUUCUCGGCAGUUAACGAGAAGCUUGACUACAAAAGAACACUGAAGACUAUUUAUCCUACAAACCCAGUGUAUUUCUUAAUGUCUUUCUUAUUUCAGCCGUCUUUCAGUUUCAGAAGCCUCGUUUUGCGGUGGAAAAGAAAACGGUAAUUAUCAGGCCCCCACCACGUGCCAAGCCUACAUAGCGUGUUCAUAUGGCGUCACAAGUCACGUGCAGUGCCCCGGAGGAAAGAAAUUUGACACUGUAAGGAAAAUGUGUGUGGAGGCAGAUCGAGCCAGCUGUUCUGUAGUUUGCCCGAAAAGUUUU